Molecule: messenger RNA, 11049 nt
Organism: Bemisia tabaci
Lineage: Eukaryota; Metazoa; Arthropoda; Insecta; Hemiptera; Aleyrodidae
Source: RefSeq, a predicted model, not a curated record
GCAGUUUGGUUUGGUAUUGGUUUGGUUCGCCUCGAAGAUUGCUGUUAUGUCGUUGUCUCCGUAGCCGUUAUGCGAAGGCGGUGUCCUCCUUUUUACAAUAAUACGCGAUGUGCCUUCAUGAAGUGAUCUUUUUAUUCGUAUUAGUGGCAUCCGAUUUUGAAGUCGAAGGAUUUAACGAAGGCUUUAGUGAUGGAAAGAUACAGUUUGGGCAGAACUUCAUUUCGAGGUCCCAGCAUCCAAGGCAUGUCAGUCCUAUAUCCUACCAAGAAGACAAUUCCUUCUCUUACACAAGCACUCGUGAAGGGUCUCAGCUAAUAAUUCAAGACAAUCACAAGCCGGAGUUCACCAACUGCUCUCAAUACAAACCUAGUAUAGUGGAAGAAGAACCAGCAGGAACAUACGUUUUGACUGUAAAUGCAAAUGACAGAGACCCACCGGAAAGUGGCGGUACAAUUAAUUAUACUUUUGUCUCUGCACCCAAUGAAAAGGUAGCAUUUUCAAUUGAUUCCAGCACAGGAGUCAUCACCACGAGACAUAGUUUUGACCGAGAUGAGCCUGUGCGAGAAAAAGAAGUUUACAUCACAGUUCGGGCCACAGACAAUGGCAAACCACACCUGGACGAUGUGUGCACCAUUAAAGUCACAAUAACAGAUGUCAAUGAUAACUAUCCUGUCUUCGACAAAGCUAAUUAUGUAGAAUCUGUCCCACAAGACCUGGCUGUCGGACAAGAAGUGAUGAGAAUAUCCGCCACUGAUAUUGAUGAUGGUAAUAACAGUACUGUUGUUUAUGAAUUGUCUCCAAAAAAUUACGAUGAUGGUAGCUACUUCAGGAUGGAUGCAAACUCUGGAGUCAUUUUCCUCAACAAAUCAAUCAAUCGUCAACCAGGUUAUAAAUUUAAGCUUCGUGCCACUGCCUCAGAUCAGGGAUCAACUCCAAAAAGGACCACAACAGACUUGGAAGUAAAAGUAGUAGAGUCAAAUAAGAAACCUCCGACUUUUACUUACAUACCUGCAAGCCCCAUCAUGCUCUUUGAAAACCUCUCGGAUUUCACGUAUAACAUUGCAACCUUAACUGCUGCAUCCAACACUGAUGAAGCUGCCCCUGUGUUUGAGUUAAUCACUGGGCGGACUGAACAGACCAACAAACAAACAACAUUUAGGUUAGAAUCUGAAGGUGUCACUGCCCACAUAAGAAUGGCAAGGCAUUUAGAUUACGAAGCAAUCUCUGAAUAUUCUUUAACAAUUCGCAUUCAGAACAAACAUAAUCUUGGUGCUUCCGCACCCUUGAGUAUUCGAUUGAUUGAUGUGAAUGACAACAUUCCAACGUUUACCGAAGUUGUAUCUGGAUUCGUCCUCGAAAAUGAGCCUCCUGGCACGGCAGUCAUGCAGGUCAGAGCUAUUGAUGCUGAUUCAUCACCAGAGCACAAUCAGGUUACGUAUAAGCUGGCUGACAACACGGAAUAUUUUUCUAUCGAUGAAUACACAGGUAAUAUCACAACUCGAGUAACUUUCGAUCGUGAGAGUCAAGAUGUUUACAACGUCAAGGUGAUUGCCUCAGACAAUUCACCCUCAGCUUUGUAUUCCACAGGAGAACCCAACAGAGGUCAGCAAGUGUUUAAAAUCGAAAUUGCCGACAAGAAUGACCAUCCUCCGAAAUUCACACAAGAUUUUUACUAUGCUGAUGCAAUCUCUGAAGAUGCCAACAAAAAUUCUCUAGUGGCAGAAGUUAAGGCACUUGACAAUGAUACAGCAUCUGUUGUAUCCUAUAGCAUAGUUGACGGUAACAUAGACGAUGCAUUUUUGAUUGAGCAAUCAACAGGAAAAAUCAAAGUCGCAAAUAAACUGGAUUAUGAAAAUAUUAAGCAGUACCUGCUCAAGAUCAAAGCAUUUGAUGGAAUUUUUGAAGACACAUGUGAAGUGAGGAUAGAGAUUAAAAAUGUGAAUGACAAUCCUCCUGUAUUCCUUCCGUACGAAAACAAGAUUCAAAUUCAAGAAGAGCUACUUGUUCCUGGAUGCAUUACGAAGGUGGAAGCAUAUGAUCCCGAUAUUCCUGAUCGCGAAGCAGAUCAAAAUAUUUCAUACUUUGUUGUAAAAGCAGAACAGCAGAAGCUCCUCAGCAUAGACAAGAAUGGUUGUCUAAUUUUAAUCAAAGCUUUAGAUCGAGAUCCACCCAAUGGAUUCGAAAUAUGGCAAGUGCUCAUUGCUGCAUAUGAUAACAAUGGACCUGGGCCGGACAGUUUAACAGAAAGUGCAGAAGUAAUUAUUUCACUUUCAGAUGUCAACGACAAUGCACCGUAUCUAAAUAUGCCACAACCUGUUGUAUGGAGAGAAAAUCAGCCGCCUGCUCCCAUCACAACAUUACUUGCAAAAGACAAUGACAGUCCAUCGAAUGGUCCACCUUUCAGAUAUUCCAUUGACAUAAGUGCCUCGUCUGAGAUCAAGGCCAAGUUUGGCAUUUUAGAUUCACAGCUAACUGCCCUAGUAGAAUUUGAUCGAGAGGAAAAGAAAAUAUACCAUGUUCCAAUUGCAAUAGAAGACAGUGGAAGCCCAGCAAUGACUGGCACUAGCACGUUAAUGGUUGUCAUCGGAGAUGAAAACGAUAAUGCCAUGAAAGAAGGCUCCAGUGAAAUUUUCUUUUACAAGUAUAUGGAUGAUAAGCAAGAAGAUGUCCCAGACACUGAAAUAGGUCGUGUUUUUGUUGAUGACUUGGAUGACUGGGACUUGCCAGACAAAACAUUCAACUGGCUCAAUGAACCACAUCCCUACUUCAGCCUAAAUGGCACCACUGGAAUGAUCACCUUGAAAUCUGGAUUCAGCAAUGAGUCUUACCUCCUCGAUUUCUUGGUGACGGAGUCAGCACUGAAAGUUGCCAGUCACUCUGUUCAGGCCAAAGUUAAUGUCACAAUCAAAUUCAUCCCUGAAGAAGCAGUUGAUAAGUCUGGUUCAUUAAGGUUAGCCGGCAUUUCGGCGGAAGACUUUGUUGCUACUUCUGUGUUGCAACGUGAGCUUGAUGUGGAAAUCCUCAUGAUCAACAUCAAUGAAUGUUUGCAAGAAAAGAAAUACUGUAAGAACGAAUCAUGUACUAACUUCUUAAAAAAGAGCAACACUCCCUACCCAGUCUACACAAACACUUCAUCCUUUGUUGGUAUCAGAGCUGUUGUUAAUCCUUUCUGCAAGUGUGAAGCUCUGGCUAAAGUUUGCUAUAAUGGUGGAACUCUUUUCAAUGAUGUGUGCGAAUGUCCAGAAGGUUUUGAUGGUCCACAGUGUGAAGUGAUGGGUGUUGGUUUCAAUGGUAAUGGAUGGGCGCUUUACCCUCCAUUGGGAGCCUGCUCAGAUUCUCAUAUUUCAGUGGAACUUCAGCCACGAGAGAAGAAUGGUCUAAUUUUAUAUGGUGGUCCUUUUAAUCAUCAUCGUUCAUCUGCAAGUGCUCAAGAUUUCAUCUCUCUUGAGCUUCAAGAUGGUUACCCAGUUUUAUUGGUCGAUUACGGUUCUGGAACCUCUCGCCUAGCUCAUAAUCAUAUCAGGCUAACAGAUGGACACAUGCAUAGAAUUGACAUUUACCUGAGUAGAAGUAGCAUUGAGCUUCAAGUAGACAAUUGCAAACAGCCACCCUGUCUGAGUCUCACAACUCCAGAGGGUGCAAAUGAAUUCCUAAAUAUCAAUGGACCACUUCAUGUCGGUGGAACUGCUUUCCAUAACAUUAAGCUGAUUGCAGAUCACUACAACUGGACACAUGCUCCAAAGAACAUCGGAUUCAGUGGAUGCAUCAGGAAUAUAACUUUCAACGAAAAACCUUUUAAUCUGGGAAUGCCAAGUUUUGCAAAGAACCAUGAUGCCAGCUGUAGUUUAGGCAUUGCAGGUGCUGUAUCAUUGGGCAUUGAUGCUAGUUUCCUUUUAGCUCUUCUUGCCUGUCUAGCUGUUCUCCUUAUUCUGCUUGUCGGAGUAGUCGUACACCGCCGCAAAGCAGACGAAAUGCUAAAAGAUGCAGAUGACAUUCGGGAGAACAUCAUCAAUUAUGAGGACGAAGGAGGUGGCGAAGGUGACAUGACUGGCUAUGACCUAACUGUUCUCCGCCUUGGCUAUGAUGACGUACAAGGGAAUGGAAAGUUACCAUACUCUGCAAUCUCUCCCGGUGAGGUUCCUGAUAUUUGCGGGUUCCUGGAUGGCAAGAAAAGUUCUGUUGACAAUGAUCCUGAAACAGGUCCCUUUGAUGAUGUGAGAUACUAUGCCUAUGAAGGAGACGGUAGUACAACUGGCUCGUUAUCAACCUUGGCAUCAGGCACAGAUGAAGGAGACUUAAACUUUGAAUACAUUUCCAAGUUUGGGUCACGAUUCCGUAAACUAGCAGAUAUGUAUGGCGAUGACCCCAGUGACGAAGAGGAUGACAAUUUCCAACAUACUGGUUCGGAGUCUUGGUGCUAAUCAGACUACCCUUUCAGUUUCCGCAGCGAGUGAUUCGAUUUUUCAAUUCGAGGUAACAUAGUUGUCAGGCGAGAGAUUUUCAGUUUACCCUGCCUGAUCUCUGUAAUUUAAGUUGACCAAAAUCUUUAAUAAGUCAUUCUAAUCUCUAACUUCGAUGCAGGGUCCUUAUAUGUACUGCUUAUCAUAAAACACUCAGAGAGAACAGAUGAAGAAAGAAAGGAUUUUCAUUCAGUUCAUUUAUAGGUUUGUAGUGUGAUGAUAGAGUUCAUUUUGAUCUCCAUGUUUUUUAUUCAUAGCUCAUAGACAACCUGCAAAAGAUUUUUUUUUUUUUAAGUGAUCACAACGCCAGUGGUAGAUCGAAAUCUUUUGAAUUGUAAAACCUUCACUUGGUCAUUUUAAUUCCUUAUGAUAGCAGGUUACAGACGUCAUAAAGUUCGUAGAGUGCCUGUGAAUUCUCUUUACAGUUUUUGACUUGUCUCAAACUCAGUUUCCAAGAGGAACUAGUUUUUGCAUUUCAAAUGUAAUAGUUUUGUUGUAUUUUUUCUGUUCAGUUACCCACAAACUUGUUUCUGUUUUUAUUGAGUUGUAUCUGCAGCAGAAUUGCAUAAUAUUGCAUGGUGGCAAAGGAUUUGUGAAUCCACCACUUCCAUUAUGACUGAUGGCAAAUUAUGCAGUUUGUGCAGUGCGACGAUCAGAGCACCAAAACAGCUCAUUGGUUGUAUUGUUGCUGUUAAUCACUGUUGCGUCUUAUUGGCAGUACCACUCCGCCAUUACCCCCUUUCAGGACUCGUCCUUCUCAGGAUUCUGCUUUUAUGCUGAGAUGCUUUGAAAUGAGGUUGAUCUGUGAGGAAAUUAGAAGUAAUGGGUUUCUUGUUUAUGUCAUCAAUUUAUGUUCAAAAUAGGUCCACUUGGAUUUCAAGUGAAUUUUUUGAAAAUUCUCUUGAAAUGCUCACUUUAAGUGUCAGAAGUUAGAACCGCAGAGAUUCUAAAAAAUCUUGACCCAGCAUAUGUUGCUUGAUGCUACCAUUAAGUUAAUGCUCACAUUUUUUACAUCUUUAACUUUAAAUGCUCCUUUUUCGACCAUACUUCAAUUUCAGUCAAAGUGACUUUUUUUUUUUUUUUUUGACGUGCUGAAAGAAUCCUUAUUUUUAAAAAAAUUCUCAUUGAUUUCUAGCACUUGUCCAUCAGUGUUCAUAUGGGAAGAAAAAUUACAAGGAUCCACAAGGAAAAAAAUAACAAGGUGAGUUUAAGUUGUGUCUCAGCAUAACCAAAACUGUUCACCGAAUUGUGUUCACGAAUUAAAAUUUUAUUCCGUCAGUAUAUUCAAAUGUGCCUUUUGACUGUUCAGUUUGACAAACGGAGAUUCUUGAAGUUUGUAGGUUGCGCUUUAAAUCUUUGGGGACCUCUAUAACAACUGUAUCAAUGAGAAUGAAAACACAACAACUUGGAAGAAGGAGAAUGUUCCUGAGACACAAGAAUUUGCACAGUAAGUGAAGAAGUUACAAUAAGAGAAAGAUUUUUGGUGGAAAGGACAAGUUCUUAGGACAAGUUGCCUUAAGGAAAAGCCUUUUCUCAAAGUUACCUAGUCACUCAUCGUAACAAGUCCCCUAUUGUGCAGUAUUUUGUGUCUCCUGAUUAUUUUCAUUUUUCCAAGUUAGCGUGUUUUCAUUCUCACAGAUUCAGAUAUGUUCGCAUCUAAAUGCAAAUUGUGAUCCAUGCCUAAAUUUGAUCAAUCCACAAGAAAUGUAAGUGCCAUCUUUAGAUAAUUUUUGUUGUCGAUCACUCAGCUAGUUAAUUUUCCCGGGUGACUCCAAGCAGUAUUGUGUUCGUCAAAAUCAACAGCAGGCUCCGUCAAAUGUAAACCGAGCUCCCUAAAACUUAGAGACUUAAAAUUCUAACACAAAAAACAGUCUGAAAAGUGGAAAUAGUCCUCUUAAACUUAGGUCCUUAAGUCAAGCAAUGGUGCUAAUAGUUACUUGUUGCCUAAACAAAAUUUUCUCCAUCAUUCCUGCCAUAUGCCAUUAAUUUAAUUUAAAUUAUCAGAGUUUGUAGGGACUUUCAUUUUUCAGCAAGUGGUGAAGUCACAGUAGUAGGUAAUUUCUCCACGAUUUUUAUUGAAAAUUGAAUUUUGAUAUUUGUUUUAGGAGUUGUUAAAACAUGAAGGUUUGACUUUGGAUCCCCCUCGCGUGCCCUCCAAAUUUAAAGUCUGACAUUUUGGGGGACAAAGGGCUUGUGUGUGAGCUUUCAAUAGACAAAGUUUGAAGAAUUUUGAAAGAGGGGGAGGGGUAAUUUUGGUCAUUUUUGCAUCAUGCUCUUUCAACAGAGAUUUUUCAUUGUUUUUGUAGUCUCUUGCUAUAUGAUGGUAACUACUUAACUUUGUAUUGAGUCAAAGGAGCUGGCAGCUGGAGAAGAGGUGUGGGUAAAGUGCAGUCUUUCGAUAAUUUUUAAGAUGUGUUGAGAAUCUUGUUUGGCCUCUGAAUAGUUCCUGAAAUAUUUAAAGAGUUAUAUCAGAGUAAAAAUGCCGUCCAGUGCCAAAGCCUGUAGGCUCUUUAUUUUUAAUUUGAAGUGAAAAAAGGAUAUUGUUGUAAAAAAAUUAUUUCUAAGGUUGGAAAAUGAUUUCAUUGCUAAUGUGAAUUGAAAUUUAUUUCACCUUUAUGUAGCAUUAUUUUGGCUAGUACCUAAUUUGAAUCAUUGUACAGUUGUAGUUUAAGUAGUUAUACCGACUGCGAUAUUUUUAAUUAUCAUUCCAAACUUUGUAAUUCCUUUUAUUAUUGUUCAUAAUUGUAAAUACUCAUUUUACCCAAUUUUUUACACUACUUUGUAAGAUAUACAUAAUUUUCAAUUCUUCAAACCUAAAGCACUGUUGAUUGUUUAGAUAUUUUAUGUUGCCAUCUUGCAGAGUGAGUGACUGUUACGCCCUAGAUUAUUAAUCAAAUUAUCAUGACUAAGCAAGUAAAAAACUCGCCCAACGAAGUAUUUCCAUUAGCAUAAUAAGUUUAGAUGUGGAACUUACGCUUAAAAGAUUCUAACUCUAUCAUAGGAAGAUUUAUUUUAUUUUAUUUUAUUUUAUUUCCGUGAAACAGAUGUCAGUAGUUUAAUUUAAAAAGUGGUGAUUAAUGGAGAUUAUUAUUAUUAUUAUUAUUAUUUUUUUUUUUUUUUGUAAUUUUUAAUCAUUGAAAUAUUCUCUAGAUUUCUAGCAUGGAGAAGUAGUGACAACAUUUUCAGGAAGCCCCUCUGACUGCUCUUUCUCCAACUUGCAAGGCUCUAUUGUGUGUGCAAAUUGGAAUCUAAAUGGCUAAGUAACGAAAAAGUAUCAAGGAGGGAGGGGCUGUGAAUGCUCAUGAUGAGAUUUAUUAAACAGAACUCUUUGCAAUCAUAUCAUUGGGCAGGGAAAGAGGGGAAGACAUUGCGGUGGUAUCUGAAUGGAAUGUGCUUUCAAGGAGUUAAUCAAUAUUAAGAAAGAAGAAUAAUUCACUACAAUCCUAACAGAGAUUCGCAACAUGCAGGGAUAUAGCAUAAUUUUUCAUGAAAUGAGAUGAAAUCUUUUGAACUUAAAAACAAUUUUAGCUUCCAUAUAAAGACUCUCUGACGAUAGAAAAAUGUAUUGAUCUCAGGGGGAAAUAUGUUAAACGUAAAGAAUGAAUGCAAACAGAUCUAUUGAAUGCAAUUGAGACCAUUGAUUGGAGGAGGGUCAGGUGGUCCCUAUUGUUAAAGUAAGUUAGAUACCAUUUGUUUCCAGAUUAGUUAUUUCACUUGAGUAGUUCAGGGCCAGUUUUGAUCAGACAAUUAUGGCUAAAUCUUGUCGCUGCCAUUUCCAGGCAGUGUGGAUGUCUAAAUGAGAAGGGUAUUGUGAAAGUGGCCUCUGCAUUGUAACACUUGUAUCUAAUCUGAAUAUAAUCCUCUGACAGUGCCUUUUCUUGUUUGUAUCAUUGUAUGAAAAAUGUUUCAUUAAGCUGUAUAUAUUUUUAUAUGUGAAGGAAUUUUCCAUCUCUGUGAAAGUUAAAAGGAUAACAGAAUGACAUGAAUGUGUCUAUUGUUGACAGAAGUGCUGUGUGAGAAGAGGUUUCAAUAUCUCUUUUUCAUUGGAUUACAUUUUGCAGUGAGGAACCACUAUUUCUUGCCCAUUUUAGAAACAGCACACAUACAUUGGUUUCCCUAUGCAGAUAUAUGCUUUUAUAGGAGAGCCAGAGAUAGUGGUUCCUUUUUGCAAAAUGUGAUCCUUUAUUCUGUCACUCUGAUACAUGUGGUGUAGUUGGACCAUUAAAAUUUUCCUGAAAAGGAAAGAAAAUUUCUUUAAAAUAGCUAACUUCGUCCAUUGAAACAAGUGCAUGAAAAUUCAAUGCAAAAUCUCGUUUUCCCGGAUUGACUGCUCAAAAUUAUGAUUUUGUGAUCAUAUUUUGAUAUUUGAUACAUCUAAAUUGAAACUUUCCUCAAGAUAUUGAAUAAAAUUGUACAAUCAAUAAUGUUAAUCGAAUCUCAGCAGAAACAUUCUGCAACGAAGGACUGCUCGAUCUCUGUCACUGCUGUGAAAAUUUAACAGUGAAUAUAAAGAAAGUCCGUUAAUUUUCUUGCAGAAUAACAAUAAUCAGUUGCAAGCCUUAUUUUCCGUAUGAACCCAUUAUUACUUAGUCUCAUUUGUAAGUGUUUUUAAUCUUCUUGAAUGAAGUGGAUAAUCUGGAGUUAUCACCUCAAUUUUUCUGGUGAAACCUCCUAAAAUUUAAUUACAAAAUCGAAUGAAAAAAUGGGUAGAUUCAAAUGAAACGUUUGGAGAGAGGGAGGAUCACCUACAAACGCCUCAUUAAAUUUUAUUCAAUAUCAUCAUGAGCGUUUCAUUUUAGAUGUAUUAGAAAUCAAAGUACGACAGUAAAAAUAUUAUUACUAGCAAUCAAUCUGAAAAAAACGAGCCUUUUCAUGCGCAUAUUUCAACAGAGGAAAUCAAUCUUUCUAAUAGAAUAUUAAGGAUUAAAUUGAGGAAAUCGUUAAUUCUAAUUAAACUGUGUUACUUCAACAUAUACCUCGUUCUGCACAUGCGUUUGGGUACUAAACCUAAGUCCUAGACCUCAUAGCUAAAAGAAAUUCUUUAACAAAGAAAAAAGUGAAUAUUUAAAGUUACUGGAUUCCACCCAUUUGUGGUCGUUAAAGAUUCCCUGUGUACGGCGUAUCAACAGGAAAGUUGAAUAUUUUGACUCCGAAACCUUAAAUUGUGGCCGAAAAUGCAUGAGAGAGGACCAUGUGCAAGUAUACACACCUUUUUUUAAAGCUUUUCAAAGUAAUGAAUUCAAAAUAGCAUAAUUUUAUUCAAUAUAUUUUUUUUUUUUCCAUAAUUCCAAGUUUCAAAUCAACAAAGAAGCCUCAAUCCUCAAGACUAAGUAGUGUUUGAUUCACUUUAUGUCUUGAAGUCGAAACAAACAGAUGCAUUGUUUACUGCAAUUCUAAACGUCGCUAUUACCUUGAAAUCAUAUUUUGUAUUAUUAUUUCCAUAUAUUUGUUUGUUAAUGAGUCCCUCUUUGAAUCCCUUGUACAGAUACUUCGGCUUCUGUACCAGCGUACAACUUAUUACAGAACUGUUUUCAUUAACCUAUAGGUGCUUUCCUCUUGUGCUACUCAUGCCCAUCAUGAGCUUAGUGCACAUGAAAUCAUAAAGCUUUAAUAGUAUCACAGCAUUAUUUUUGUACACCCUGAAGCGAAUAUCUUAAGCCCCUUUGGAAAAUCUAAAUUCUAUAGAAUACUUAGAAAAAUCUCUACAUUAAUUUUGAAAUUUUUAUUUUCUAAUGUGUCAAGUAAGUAUAGCAAUCAUUUGUCCAGUUUUAUGGUCCUUUAAUUUAUUCAAUGAAGUAUAAACAGCUUAGGAGCUUAUCUCAUUGCUUUGCUCCUCAUCAGUUAAAUUAAUUUUAUUGACUCUGUAUCAUUAGUGUAAGUCAAAAUCAUUUCAACUCCUUGUUUUUGAAUUUGUAAUUAGAAUCAGUUUCUUAAUUUGUUGGUUUAAAACAACUCGUGUACCACUAAGGACAUUAACAUUAAUAUCUAUAAUAUCUAUCUCUCCUAUCGGCACCCAAGCCCUGAGAAUAUGUUAAGUAUUUCCUUUAUUCAUCUUCCUGCGUGAAAUGUUUAUGCCUUGUGUACUUAAUUGUGUCAGUGUGACAGGUUUCUUUUUCACCAAUUGAACAGCUAUAAGUGAACAGUUAUGUUGUGACUUAGUAGGGGCUCUAAUACCUAUGCAUUAGUCUCAAUAAUCCUUGUAAAGAAAUUAACUUUCUCAAUCAAGGGACUUAAUGUACGUAAUUUUACCAAAUCGUUUGUAGUUUUAAGUGCCUUCCAGAAUCAAUCUCUUAUGAUAGGUUCAUUUGUAUGGAUCAAAUGUUGUUUACAUUGUAAUGCUCUAUUUUACAAUAAUUUGAAUUAUUGCGAUUGUUCACUAAAUGAUAAACGACCAAUUCUUUAAUGAUUGAUCACUGCUUUCAAUGCUCUUUCAUUUUGAUGUUCAUAAAAAUUUGAAGUUCAGACAAGAUAGUGGCCUUUAAAAAUGAUUUAUUUAAAUUUCUUGCAAAAAAUUUGUCUUAAAUUAUCAGUAACUUAUCUUUAAUUAUCAGUAAACAUCAGUAACGUUCAGGAACGCUGCAUAUUGAUA